CUACAGAAAGUUUGACCAAAAGAAACACCAGUAGUGAAGUUUCUCUCAUUGGAUGAUCUAUGAACAGUACAUUUUCUUACUGUACGACUUCUAUACAUGGAUGAGCUUCUUUUAUUAUGCGCAUAUGGACACCAUCCAAGGCAAUUGUGGGCCCAGAGAUGGUAACUACAUGCCAGAUAUCAGCAUCAGCGAUUCCCUUUUAUGAAGAAUGAAUGUUCCAUCACUUCACUCAGCGUCGGUCUGUGGAAGAUGAACAACUCCUGCGUCUCCCAGACCAAUAAGACCGCAGAUCCACUGGGGGGCCAUGAGAUAUGGGAGGUGGUUGUGAUCGUCCUCAUCACAGGGCCUCUUUCUUUGGUCACUAUCAUAGGCAACCUGCUGGUGAUGAUCUCCUUCCGGGUGAACAGCCAGCUACGCACUGUCAGCAACUACUUCCUGCUGAGCCUGGCAGUGGCCGACCUAAUCCUGGGAGCAGUGUCUAUGAACCUCUACGCCGUUUACAUCAUCAUGGGACGCUGGACCCUGGGCAGCCUGGCUUGUGAUGUCUGGUUGGCUGUGGACUACGUGGCCAGCAACGCGUCUGUCAUGAACCUACUGGUCAUCAGCUUUGACCGCUUCUACUCCGUCACCAGACCUCUCACCUACCGGGCCAAGCGGACCACGCGCCGGGCAGCAGUCGCCAUCGGCCUGGCCUGGGCCGUGUCGUUCAUCCUGUGGGGUCCAGCCAUCCUGUUCUGGCCCCACGUAAUGGGCAGGGCCUCACAGGACGCGCAUGACUGCUCUAUACCGUUCAUGACCGAGGCUGCUCUCACAUACGGCACAGCCAUCGCUGCCUUCUACCUCCCGGUCACCAUCAUGGUCAUCCUGUACUGGAAAAUCUACUGGGAGAUUGAGAAGCGAGCCCAGGGGCUUAAGGGGCUGCUGGGCAUCGUGAGAAGUGAAGGGGUCUCCCAGGGCUCUGGGGGAAGGCCUGUCUACACCAGCAGCACCAAGAGCAGUGACAGCAGCUCCAGAGAGGUGCCCGUUGGCAAGGAGCAGAGCAGCGAGGGGUCACAGGUCUGCCAUUCGGCGAGAGAUGAGUGCAAACAGAGCAGCGGGAGGAGAACAGCGACAUUGUCGUUGGCCCCCACCCAGACGGCCUUUAGGGACAGCAGCUGUAACCUAGACGAGGAGCCGACCGUCUCCCUCUCCUCUUCAGAGGAAGAACCUGAGCCCCAUCGGCAGCGGGAAAACGCAGCGACCGGCUGUAUAGCCACGGUCUCACUCAGAGACGCCCGUGGUAGCGACACCGGCGAGGCCAGCAAACCCCUGACAUCCGGGGCAGAGGACUCUGCCGCUGGCUCACAGGGCAGGCAGUUUUCCCUAAGGGGCACCAAAUUCUCCAACUCCGGAUGCCACAAGCAGCCCAAAGCGAAGAGGAACAGGAUCAUCAGAGAGAAGAAGGCUGCCAAGACCUUAAGUGCCAUCCUGCUGGCCUUCAUCCUGACCUGGACACCCUACAACAUCAUGGUGCUGGUUUCCAUAUCCUACUGUGUGCCUGAGAAACUGUGGCAGCUGGGCUACUGGCUGUGCUACAUCAACAGCACAGUGAACCCAGUGUGUUAUGCCCUGUGCAACAAGCACUUCAGAGUCACCUUCAAGGCACUGCUGCUCUGCCGCCCGGGAGGGAGGACCUGGGGACGGACUCGUCGUGGCAACCAAGCCUCCUUCCAGAAAAACAAGACCAGCAGCAAUGUCUGAUCCUUUUCAGAGCUAGGUACUGCCUCUGGCUUAAGAAGAGUCAGAUCUGCCCUGCCAACACACAGUCCAUGUAUGCAAGCACUUGCAAAGAUGUGUUUUUUCUUUUUAAAAGGUGAAGGAUGUGCUUUUUUUUUGGACUGUUAGAUUAGAAACCAAACAGAAACAACAGGAAAACAAUGAGAUGCCAAAGAUAAAGCCUUCCUAACACUCCCCUUCAGUUGGAGGAGUUGGUCUGCCCCACUUUGACUUGUGUCCAGAGCCCUGAGGAAGCGGCUUCUGUGUAUGACAUGUUUAUUGAAACGGUAGGGUUAGGAAUUGUUCCAUGUGCCUUCAUGUAAAAUCUGAUCAUCACUAAGAACAGGCCUUGCACUUCGCAAUAUAAAGGUACACAACUCAUUUU
Messenger RNA from Esox lucius (northern pike), 2140 nucleotides. RefSeq names its product cholinergic receptor, muscarinic 1b (gene chrm1b). The coding region runs from base 202 to 1740 and encodes 512 amino acids. Lineage: Eukaryota; Metazoa; Chordata; Actinopteri; Esociformes; Esocidae. Gene Ontology annotation, biological process: chemical synaptic transmission; G protein-coupled receptor signaling pathway, coupled to cyclic nucleotide second messenger; adenylate cyclase-inhibiting G protein-coupled acetylcholine receptor signaling pathway. The transcript has 2 exons. The record is from RefSeq and is a predicted model, not a curated record. Gene Ontology annotation, molecular function: G protein-coupled acetylcholine receptor activity; G protein-coupled serotonin receptor activity. Gene Ontology annotation, cellular component: dendrite; plasma membrane; synapse.